AUGGGCGACACCCCGCUGCCAGUGCCCUCGGCCCCCGCCCCGGCCUCCACACCAGCCCCGGCCCCACCCGCUGCCACCCCACGUGUCCCGUUCCACUGCAGUGAGUGUGGCAAGAGCUUCCGCUACCGCUCGGACCUGCGGCGCCACUUCGCAAGGCACACGGCGCUCAAACCCCACGCGUGUCCGCGCUGCGGCAAGGGUUUCAAGCACAGCUUCAACCUGGCCAACCACCUGCGCUCGCACACUGGGGAGCGGCCCUAUCGCUGCUCCGCCUGCCCCAAGGGCUUCCGAGACUCCACAGGCCUGCUCCACCAUCAGGUCGUGCACACUGGUGAGAAACCCUACUGCUGCCUGGUCUGUGAGCUCCGCUUCUCCUCGCGUUCCAGCCUGGGCCGCCACCUCAAGCGCCAGCAUCGCGGGGUGCUCCCGUCCCCGCUGCAGGCGAGCCCGGGCCUGAGCGCGCCCUGCUCCGCCUGCUGCAACGUGGGACCCUGCGCGGUGUGCGGGGGGACAGGAGGCAGUGGCGGCGAAGGCCCUGAGGGUGCGGGCGCCGGCCCAGGUGGCUGGGGGCUGGCGGAGGAGGCGGCGGCCGCAGCGGCGGCGUCUCUGCCUCCGUUCGUUUGUGGAGCCUGCGCGCGGCGCUUCGACCAGGGUCGCGAGUUGGCGGCUCACUGGGCGGCGCACACCGACGUGAAACCCUUCAAAUGCCCGCGCUGCGAGCGUGACUUCAACGCGCCCGCGCUGCUGGAGCGCCACAAGCUGACGCACGACCUGCAGGGUCCUGGGGGGACCCCAGCUGCCGCCCAGGCUUGGGCAGCCAAUGAGCGGGGUGGCCCCGAAGUGAAUGAAGCGCCCCCGGCCUGGGACGGCGGGUUACCCCUGGGCCCCGCGGGGGGCGGCGUGCCGGAGCUGGGGGCGCUGCUCCCCGAGGGGGGCGGCGAGGCCCCGGCACCCCCGGCCGCCACCGAGCCCUCGGAAGACACCCUUUACCAGUGCGACUGCGGGACCUUCUUCGCGUCAGCCGGGGCGCUCGCCAGUCACCUGGAAGCGCACUCGGGUCCGGCCACUUAUGGCUGCGGUCACUGCGGAGCGCUCUAUGCGGCCUUGGCGGCCCUGGAGGAGCACCGGCGCGCCAACCACGGCGAGGGCGGCGAGGAGGAGGCAGCCGCGGUGACACCCACGACAGUGGCCCCGGAUGGGGAGCCCGUGUCCAGGGAGCCCGCAUCUGGCUCGGGCCGCAGCAAGAAGAUUUUCGGCUGCUCGGAGUGUGAGAAGCUCUUUCGUUCGCCACGAGACCUGGAGCGGCAUGUGCUGGUGCACACAGGGGAGAAGCCAUUCCCAUGCCUGGAGUGUGGCAAGUUCUUCCGCCACGAGUGCUACCUCAAGCGCCACCGGCUGCUGCAUGGCACCGAGCGGCCCUUCCCCUGCCACAUCUGUGGCAAGGGUUUCAUCACGCUCAGCAACCUCUCACGUCACCUGAAGUUGCACCGGGGCAUGGACUGA
Molecule: messenger RNA, 1503 nt
Organism: Chrysochloris asiatica (Cape golden mole)
Lineage: Eukaryota; Metazoa; Chordata; Mammalia; Afrosoricida; Chrysochloridae
Gene: FIZ1
Product: FLT3-interacting zinc finger 1
Exons: 2
Coding region: 1-1503 (500 amino acids)
Source: RefSeq, a predicted model, not a curated record